AUGGGUUUUCGAUAUGUUGUGCGACAGGCGAAGCCCGAGGACUGUGGCGAUAUCUUGAGACUGAUCAAAGAACUGCCGAGUAUGAAGGAGAAUCCCGACCAAGUUGUCAAAAACACAGAACAAGGCAGUUUGAUGAGGAGGAACCCCACAGUUAAAGGAACCACGGUGGCGUAUGCCAUGUAUUUCUGUGCAUACAGCACCUGGAUAGGAAAGUUGCUGUACCUAGAAGAUCUGUUUAUUCAGCCAUCACAUAGAGGGAAAGGUUUAGGAAAAGCAAUGGUUUGCAAGGUUGCACAG
Strongylocentrotus purpuratus (purple sea urchin) is the source of this 297-nucleotide messenger RNA. RefSeq names its product diamine acetyltransferase 1-like. Gene Ontology annotation, molecular function: N-acetyltransferase activity. The record is from RefSeq and is a predicted model, not a curated record. Lineage: Eukaryota; Metazoa; Echinodermata; Echinoidea; Camarodonta; Strongylocentrotidae.